This is a messenger RNA of Drosophila nasuta, 862 nucleotides long. RefSeq names its product insulin-like growth factor-binding protein complex acid labile subunit. Bases 41 to 862 code for a protein of 273 amino acids. The transcript is spliced from 2 exons. The record is from RefSeq and is a predicted model, not a curated record. Gene Ontology annotation, molecular function: protein binding. NCBI's taxonomy places the organism in Eukaryota, Metazoa, Arthropoda, Insecta, Diptera, Drosophilidae.
AACAAUUGUCCACGCUUGGAGCAUCUCGACCUCAGCGGCAAUGAACUCACUGAGUUUCAGAUUAGUUUUCAGUUUUAACUCAUCGACUAAGAAGCAAUUUCCAUUGCGAUUAUUGGAUCUCUCAUUCAACAAGAUAAGUGUGCUUCGCGAAAACCAUUUCGAAUUCCUGGGUGAACUUGAAAUACUGGACUUAUCUCACAAUAAAUUCACCACCCUGAAGAGUGUUCACUUAUCAGGUCUGACUUCCUUACGCCAUCUGUAUUUGGCGUCAAACUACAAAAUGAAGAUACAAGAACACACAUUUGAAGCACUCGAGCGUCUGGAGGAGCUUGACUUGUCCCACACUGGUCUCGAAAAUCUGGAUCCGCAUCUCUUCGGCUACAAGCAGGUGGACAAACAAGGACUUUAUGAGUACUUGCCAAUGGCUCACAUGCGACAGCUUAAAUUAGACGGAAAUAAACUUCAGCAUCUGGACCCUAGAGCCUUUGAGAAAUUGCCUUUUUUGGAUACACUCUUGCUCGCCGAUAAUGCAUUGCGUGUUCUUCCUGUGGGCCUUUUUGCUCCAAUACAAAAUCUGACGGUGCUUCAUGUGGGUCACAAUCAAUUGACGAAGAUAAGCAUAGAUCUUCUGGAGACUAUAAGCAACAUCACGGUUCUACAUAUUGACUAUAAUCAGCUGACUAUUCUACCCGACUUGAAUGGGACGCUACCCCAUUUGAAGAGUAUGGCCAUCGAGGGAAAUCCCUGGCAAUGCGACCUCUUUGCCCAAACGGAGCGUUGGCUGAUCUCAAGAAAAAUAGCGUAUAUAAAGCUUGACUACGACUCUUUUAGCAGCGAUGAGGAGCUGCCCCUCUGCAUUUAA